This is a messenger RNA of Hypanus sabinus (Atlantic stingray), 1520 nucleotides long. RefSeq names its product sialic acid-binding Ig-like lectin 10. The coding region runs from base 108 to 1505 and encodes 465 amino acids. The transcript has 8 exons. Lineage: Eukaryota; Metazoa; Chordata; Chondrichthyes; Myliobatiformes; Dasyatidae. The record is from RefSeq and is a predicted model, not a curated record.
GUGCAGCUGCUGCAGGAGGGGGCAGUGACUCCUGAAGUGUCUGUCUGAUUAACUCUGGAGACGAGCAGUGGACUGAUCCUGGUCGAAGGGCAGAAAACUGACGGAAUAUGCUGGAUCUGAGAACAAUCGGAAAGGUGUACUUCCUCCUGCCACUUCUUCAAGGCACAGUGUCGAAUGAGUGGAGAGCUGAAACACCAUCAGAUGUGACAGCACAGAGAGGCUUGUGUGCCCGGAUUCCAUGCCACUAUCGUUAUCCGUCACGUCUGGAUAAGAAGUCAAGGACUGGUAUCUGGUAUAACAGUGAAAACCAGGAAAAUCAUCAAAUAGCCUUUCACUCCAAUGAUCACAGUCAGGAGAUGCAGAAGUUUCAGCAUCGGACCCGUCUGUCUGGAGACUUGAAAGACGGUGACUGUUCCCUGGUUAUCGACAACAUCACACAGGAAGAUGAAGGGCCAUAUUAUUUCAGGAUUGAGUUUGCCGGAAGUGAUCUUUACAACUAUCAGCCUGUCACUUGGAUCCGUGUUUCUGAUUUCACAGAUAAACCCACGAUAUUCGCUGGUGAAAUUGUCAAAGGAAAGUCUGUGACCAUAACCUGCAUCUUCAACACCACGUGUGAUGGAACUUCACCCAACUUAACCUGGGUCACCCCCACAGAUGUCCCACCAUCAGUCUCAAGCAGUGUAACUCGGUGGAACAACACUCUGACAUAUACUUCUGUCCUGACCAUGACCCCAGCACCCAAACACCACGGGCAAAAUCUCACCUGCAGAGUCAGAUACCCAUCAGUUUCAUCGGAGCAGACCCUCACACUAACUGUGCAGUAUAAGCCUGAGAUUUCUCGGGACUCAGGAUGCACUCGGACCCCCGAUGUCAUCACAUGUGUGUGUGCGGCCAGAUCAAACCCACCCGGAGAGCUCACCUGGCACCUCCCCCUCGCCAACCUCAGCGGGAACCAGACGCACGGUCGUUUCCAGACGUGGCAGGUGGCAGACGGGCAGCUGGUGACUAGCUCGCUGACGAUGGGUGUGGGCGAGGGAGAGGAGGAUGUGACCGCCUUCUGUACUGUCCAAAACCAACAUGGAGAGGUCAUGUUCGCAGUUUCCCAGUGGAUGACAGGUGGGGUCUCUGCUGUCUGGAUCACUGUGUUACUCACGAGCAGUGUCAUUCUCAGUAUGCUACUGGCUGGGUUCUUCAUCUCCAGGUACAUCCCGAAUCCAACCUUCUGCUGUUCCAGAUGGGAUGCACGGACCAAGGAGAAGGCCUUGGAGAUCCUGGACACGACCGUCAGCUCCACUGCACACUUGACUGCACCUCAGGACACGGAGAGGCAGAGGACGAGCCAGAUCCCACUGGAAGUUUCACCAGGAACGUCCGUUGGAGAGGGGGAGGCGUGUAACCCAGUGUACGCCAACCUGCGGGACCUGCACGGUGGUGGGGGCCCUGCUCGCAGUGGGGAGACGGUCAUAUACUCAGAGCUGCACUUCCAAUCAAUCGGGCCAGCCUGAGGGGUCAGAGUGCUA